Molecule: messenger RNA, 389 nt
Organism: Culex quinquefasciatus (southern house mosquito)
Lineage: Eukaryota; Metazoa; Arthropoda; Insecta; Diptera; Culicidae
Exons: 4
Coding region: 1-315 (104 amino acids)
Source: RefSeq, a predicted model, not a curated record
AUGGGCCGGAAUUCGUCCGCGGCCAAGUCCGGCCAAGUCUUCAAGCUGCAUCGCGCGCUUGGGAACGAAGAUCUAAGCUCGGAGAACCAGGUGCCAUAUGUGUGUUUGCCGGUCGGACAGCACCGGACGAUUGUGUCGGGAAAUAAUCGAGUUCCGGUUUCCGUUGGUCAGGUGGACAAUCGCAAGGUGUUCCUUGAUUUCACCGUUGACAAACGGCCAAUCUCGAUGCGACCGCUGAGGGUUGUGGGUACUGGAACCAGCCAGGCAGUAAGACCAGAACCUGCGGAAAAUCUUUGGUCAUCAACGCCUACUUAGUCCAGCUGCGCAGUGUGUGAGCUUAAGGUUGGACCCGAGGUUGGACAUGUCCUGCGUACUGAGGGCAACACGAU